Messenger RNA from Ylistrum balloti, 1211 nucleotides. RefSeq lists its product as uncharacterized. NCBI's taxonomy places the organism in Eukaryota, Metazoa, Mollusca, Bivalvia, Pectinida, Pectinidae. The transcript is spliced from 3 exons. Bases 32 to 409 code for a protein of 125 amino acids. The record is from RefSeq and is a predicted model, not a curated record.
GAACCACUGUUAGGAUUUAUAUUUUCGCAUAAUGAGCACACAACGAGUUGCCAGUAGACUUUUUCAGAAAGUUUCCAUGCCUAAACAACACAGCACAAUUAGUGUACGAACGAUGGCGCUUGUCAAUUACCCCGUCGAGGCCGCGCCCCCCUCUUCAGGGAUGAUGAACGCGUGGCGAACAUUACAACAGGACAGUUGGGUCACCACUCAAGGUCAUGCGAAACCACAAAUAUUGGAUACGUUCAGCCAGUUCAGCACAUGUGGGAAAAGUGUUCUAGGAACGAGAUAUCUUGGUGAGCUUGAAAAUAUUCCUAGUUUUGAGAAAGAGCAAUCAAUUGUUCAACCAAUUUUCAGAAAUUUGUCAUUUAAAUGUGAGACUUUUCUCACAAGAAAUUAUUUCAGCAUUUAGACAACCAUUCAAUGUCUCUCUGGUAUGGCAUACCACAGAAGUUAUCGCCCCUGACACGCGCCAAAGUCACAGUGUUAAAACUAUGAUAAAGAUAUAACGCGUCAACAUUGGACGAUUAAGACGAGGUACCAAUACGGAUUACAAGUCGUCGUGAACAGAAAGUGUUCGAAUUUUUCAAUGAUUCGGGCAGCUUUUAUAUCACAGGUGUUCAAAUUCUUUCAAACGCUUGGCCGCUCGAAUGGCUGUCAACCCUAAUGUGUUCAAACCGUGGCAAACAUUUCGAUGAUUUCGACUUGCUAUCGACAUCCACAGACUGACGACAGUAAAGGUCAGUGACAACCUCAAACAGUUGUGAAUUUAACUAAGGAUUUUUAUUUUGUUGUCAGCGACUUAACAACGACCACAAGGUGUGGUAUGUAGUUGUGGGAUUUAUACAUUGUAGAUUGACUGUUUUAACUUCCGUGAUGAACUUGGAGUAUAGAUCCGAGUCAACACUUGUAUGAAGCCGUUUGUAUAAACACAGUUGUGUAUCAUGCAUUUAAAUUAAAAAUCUGUUAUGUUUUAUGUGUAUGUUGAUGACUUUCGGUUUUUUCACCCGGUGUAUGUUGAUGACGUUCGGUUUUAUGUGUAUGUUGAAUGACAUUCGGUUUUAUGUGUAUGUUGAUGACAUUCGGUUUUAUGUGUAUGUUGAUGACGUUCGUUUUUAUGUGUAUGUUGAUGACGUCGUUCGGUUUUAUGUGUAUGUUGAUGACGUCGUUCGGUUUUAUAUGUAUGUUGAUGACGUUCGGUUUUUAUGUGUAUG